Naegleria gruberi is the source of this 1293-nucleotide messenger RNA. RefSeq lists its product as uncharacterized. The record is from RefSeq and is a predicted model, not a curated record. NCBI's taxonomy places the organism in Eukaryota, Heterolobosea, Eutetramitea, Acrasida, Naegleriidae. The transcript has 4 exons. Bases 16 to 1293 code for a protein of 425 amino acids.
AGAAAAAACAGAAAAAUGAUCAGCAGCAAUAAUAAUCACAGUAAUAUAGCAGAAAAGAGACAUCAACAACAAAAUUCAUCUUUUGAUCCUUCUAAUUUGAGUGAUUUGCCAUGUGUAGAGAGGAAGGUCUUUAUUGCAUUCAAAGAUCAACUUUAUUUGAAGAUCAAAAUGCCCAAAGAGGUCGGAAAUGAUCAGAUUCAUAUGAUCACUGCACCCGGAUCACAAUUCUUUUGUUCUACAGCGAAAGGACUCAUUUUGAGAAGUGAUGCUGCAGAGAAUAAUACAAUAGAAACAAUAAUUGUACCAACAUCUGAGGAUUUUGCCAAUGAUAAGACAAAAGUAAAGUUUUUAUUGGCUGGCUAUUAUCAUGUGAUUGCCAUUAAGGAGAGUAACAAGAUUUAUGUUCAUGUCCUUUCUGAAAAUAGUCAAUAUGGUAAAUUGGAGAAACCAACUACUUCUGGAGUGGAACCAUUCAGUUUGGUUGCCACAAAACACAUUAUUAUGGAUGGACAACGAAUUACACAUGCAGUUUGUGGAACGUAUAGCACCAUUGUAGUUUUGGAUAAUCGAUACAUUUACAUUGCAGGAAGAGUGGAACAACAAUUGACUGAUUUUACUCCAUUUACAGUUGGAACUGGUUAUCCAAUUAUUAGAAAUAUUACAGCAGGUUAUGGACACAUGAUUGUUCAAACAGUGAAUGGAGAUAUUUAUGUGAUGGGAAUGAAUAAUUAUGGACAAACUCUUUCAGUCACAUCAUCCAAUGUAUUAGAGAAAUUACCAAGUAUUCCUGGAGUUGUAAAUAUUAAUGCAUUAAGAUUGAGCCAUCUCACUUGUUACACAACCAAUAAUUUAUUUAUGAUUAAUGGAUACGUGGGGCAUGAUAAUAUAGGUGGAUUCGAGACUGUGAAAUCAUAUCAAUUUUCAAAGCAUGUGGAUUAUGCUCAUGAUUUGAGAAUGUUUGGAGGUUUCACAAGUAUUGUUUCGUUCAAUCCUAGAACCAGGGAAUUAAUGUCAUGUGGUUCAGCAACGAAUGCUCCUAAUACUCCUUACAAUAUUAUGGAAAAAUUAAAGGUGCAGUAUGCUGAAAACGUUGAGCUUGCUAAUUACAUUGAUAGCCAUACAGUGAUUGAUGUGGCUUGUGGAAGCAGUUUGAUUGCAGUCAUGAUGGAUGUUAUUAGAAAUAACACUUUACUGAUCAAUAAUUUAUUGAAAAUGAAAAGGUAUGCAACUCACGAAUUGACUCACUCUUCAGAGACAGUUCCUUUCCACGAUGUGUUGAUUAUUCAUGAUUAG